Molecule: messenger RNA, 506 nt
Organism: Lutzomyia longipalpis
Lineage: Eukaryota; Metazoa; Arthropoda; Insecta; Diptera; Psychodidae
Product: protein PET117 homolog, mitochondrial
Exons: 2
Coding region: 125-364 (79 amino acids)
Biological process (GO): mitochondrial respiratory chain complex IV assembly
Cellular component (GO): mitochondrion
Source: RefSeq, a predicted model, not a curated record
AUGUGUGGGGGACAAUGAGAUUAGUGUGCCACCUCUGUUUGUUUUUCUGCUACUUCCCCAAAGAAAAUUCACAGAAAAUCCUCUCAAAAGAGGCAAAAAGCGGAAUAUUUUGGGAAACUGAGACAUGUCUACUCUCGCCAAGACUACCCUAGCUGUCUCCUGUGCAAUCUCAGUGGGAAUCAUUGGCUACGUCCACUACAAGCAGCAAUAUGAUAGGGCAAAAUUGCAUGAAGGUGUCCUGAGGGACAUUGAGAGGCAGCAAAUGAGAAAAUUGGAAAACACCUAUAGGCUACAGGAGCAGAUUGAAUUGACACGACAGCUGAGGAAAGACCUCCAAGAGCAAGAGCAGAGUUCCGGGAGUUAAGCGCCUUGUCGCCAAUAGUUUUCAUUAAUUUUUUUGUAAUAAGAUUUAGAAUAAAAUUAUUUUGACCAGUUUCUUCUUGUCCCUGCUCUCCGGAAAGACCUUCAGAUGUUCCUUUUUAUACAAUUCUGUCUCCCCUUUCCAA